AUGGGACAACGGGUAUCUCAACCAGAAGUCCGAGUCCUUCUCCUGGGUCUGGACAACGCUGGAAAAUCCUCUCUGCUCUACAAACUGAAACACGACAUCAGCGUCAGCACCGUCCCCACCAUCGGCUUCAAUGUGGAAAUGAUUGACGCGAGAAAGAACGGGAAGAACAUCUCCUUAACCGUGUGGGACAUCGGCGGUCAGGGGAAGAUGCGCGAACACUGGCAGAAGUUCCACCAGGACACCGCGGCGGUCGUGUUCGUCGUGGACAGCUCGGACCGGGAUCGUCUGAACGAGGCGCGCAAGGAGCUGGAGAACACCCUGAAGAGCAACCAGCUGCGUGGCCGACCGCUGGUUCUUCUCGCCAACAAACAGGAUGUGAACGGCGCGCUGACAGUCACCGAAAUCAAGGACGGAUUCAACAUGAGAAAGAUUUGCGCAGGGCGGGACUGGUUCGUUCAGCCUUGUUCCGCAACUGUCGGAUUUGGAGUUGAGGAGGCCUUCAGGCGAGUGGCACAGAUGGUCAGACUCCCGUCAGAGCCUGGAGCAGUGAAGGACAAUAUCAAGGAGACAGUGCACCACAUCAGAAAGACCAAACAUUAAAAUGUAUUCAAAAGAAAUAUUUUAACUUUCAAGCCAUUGGCAAUAUGAUGAAGGAAUUUUGAAACAUGUUUGUUCAAACUAUUCAAAGAGAUCCAACUUUUUGGAUAAAUUUAGUGAUUCUUGUAAGCACAUAUUGUAGCUGAAGCUAUUAUUAGUGAUGGAUAAAGAUGCAAGUGUGCUUCAAAACCAUCGUUUCCUGUGUGGUAACUUUACUGGUGUGCAUAAUCAUAAUCAUACCUUCUUUUCGUUAUAAAACUGAAUUAUAUCAUAUGACAAUUACGACUCUAGGGUUCAUAGAUGAAUCUCACAGUAUCAGAGAGAUGAGCAAUAAAACGUCAGCGAUCUUUGGUUGUAAACAAGUUGUAAAUGUUGAUAAUCUUUUAAUAAAUGCGCAUUUACUUGUA
Amphiprion ocellaris (clown anemonefish) is the source of this 1004-nucleotide messenger RNA. It is a transcript of the gene arl14, whose product is annotated as ADP-ribosylation factor-like 14. Gene Ontology annotation, cellular component: cytoplasm. Lineage: Eukaryota; Metazoa; Chordata; Actinopteri; Pomacentridae. Gene Ontology annotation, molecular function: GTPase activity; GTP binding. The transcript has a single exon. The coding region runs from base 1 to 600 and encodes 199 amino acids. Gene Ontology annotation, biological process: intracellular protein transport; vesicle-mediated transport. The record is from RefSeq and is a predicted model, not a curated record.